GGCGAAUCGCGAAUUGUUUAUUGACAGCGCCAGGUCGUGUUUGCUUCGUAGUCGAUAUACGACGUCUCGUGCAUUUGUUUGCUGGGUACCCAAUCGCGUGGUCAAAGACACAUCGUACCUAAUCCACCAUGGCUACUAUUGCUGUUGCGAAUGAGACUAAGAGCACCUCUGUCCGCACUACAAAAGAUGGCCGGCAGGUCCGCUACAACUUACAGGUGAUCCAGCAGCCGGAGCGUGCCCGUGCUUGUGGCAGUGGUGCAAAGUCCAGUGCUGAUCGACGUCCUGUCGACCCACCGCCAAUUGUCGAGCUGCGUGUCUUUGAGAACGACCAGGAGAUCACCUUUGCCUACAAUGCAAACUUCUUCCUGCACGCCAGUAUCGAGAAUGCCCGCGCCAUUGCCCCAGGACGUGCCCCACCGGCCACGCCCAGCUUCCCCGUCCUCACCGGCACUCCCGUCGCCGGCAUGGCUUACCUGGACCGCCCAACUCCAGCAGGCUACUUCAUCUUCCCGGAUCUGUCUGUCCGCCAUGAGGGCAAGUACCGACUGAGCUUUUCUCUGUUCGAAAACCUCAGUGAGGUCAAGGACUUGGAUCCCGAGGACCCCGACGUCAUCUGCGACGGCAACAACUUCGUGAGCCACCGCGCUGAAGUCAAGUCGGCGCCCUUCACUGUGUUCUCGGCCAAGAAGUUUCCCGGACUGUCUGAGAGCACGGCUCUGAGCCGCAUGGUCGCCGAGCAGGGUUGCCGUGUUCGCAUCCGACGCGAUGUCCGUAUGAGGCGCCGGGAGACCAAGUCUACCAAGGAAUGGAACGAGUUCGACGACGAGGCUGGCGGUUACGACGAAGUUCAGCGCGCUGCGUCCCCGGACAACUACACUCAACAGCAGGCUGUUCCUCUAGACUCUGACCGUCCCCGCUCCGUGUCCAACGCCAGUAACCCCUCCUUGGCUCCUCCACGUCGCCCAAGUAUGGAUGAGCUGGCGCAGUCUUACCAGACCAAUAACGGUUAUCAACAUAUGCCUCCACCGCAGAACUCAGCAUAUCCUCAGAUGCAAUCGUAUGGCUCAAAUCAGAACCAAUACCACACACAGUACGCACAACAACACGGUGGCAUGGUGCAGCCACCGCAUGCCCAAUAUUCUCACCCAUCUCAGCCGCUUCACAACAGCUACCAGAACCAAAACGCCGUGCAAAUGAACCAGGCCUACGACUACCAAAACUACCAGCAAUCUCACUACGGGCAAUCACACCAGACUACUCGCCAGGAUUCGGCCACAGACUACACUCAUCCUGCCGAUUAUCGCAGAACGUCUAUUGCCCAGCAACAGCCUGCGCAGCAAUAUCCUGGUCCAAGCCAAAUGAUCCCGCCAUACAGCCCGAUGGAUCAGUACAACCGCCCUCAACAGAUGCACCAACCUAUCCAGCCUAUGCACAACCCUGCGCACAUACCUUCCCUAUCUGGCCCAAGCAAUGUGCACAUCUCUAACGGCCAUCCUUUGCCUGCGCUGAAGACACUGCAACCCCCACCGAAGAUGGAAAAGUCGGAGCCAGUCUCACCCAUGUACCAGUCGCCGCCUGGCAUGAUAUCGUCCGCACCCAUGUCGGCCAACUCAGACGCGCAAAGUAACUACCCCAUGUCGCACGCCGCCUCUCACCUCCCGCCAAUGUCCACAGCCAGCAACAAACGAUCCUUCGCAAGCACCUUCGACACCAGGCACAUGAACGAGCGCCUGACGCAAGGCGCACGGCCCAACCUCUCGGUCUCAUCCUCCACCCACGACGAGCCCGACAUGGAACCCCCAAUGGACCGCGCGGCCAUGAACUACCGCCGAGCAGAUGGCACACGGAUCCAGCGCCGCGUACCCGACAUUGGCGUCUAAGUCCAACGCCAUUAUCACUUUUGCGAUGUGCUUCCCAGCCAUCAUGUUUCUGACCCCCAACUUGUUCCGAGGCUUUCUCCCUAGGCGUUGUCAUGUCUGAUGUCUCUUUACUGUUUUGUAUUCUUAUACCCCCCGUGAUCUAUGCAUGCGCG
Molecule: messenger RNA, 2032 nt
Organism: Dothidotthia symphoricarpi CBS 119687
Lineage: Eukaryota; Fungi; Ascomycota; Dothideomycetes; Pleosporales; Dothidotthiaceae
Exons: 2
Coding region: 129-1880 (583 amino acids)
Source: RefSeq, a predicted model, not a curated record